Molecule: messenger RNA, 1828 nt
Organism: Solea senegalensis (Senegalese sole)
Lineage: Eukaryota; Metazoa; Chordata; Actinopteri; Pleuronectiformes; Soleidae
Gene: txk
Product: TXK tyrosine kinase
Exons: 15
Coding region: 77-1687 (536 amino acids)
Biological process (GO): peptidyl-tyrosine autophosphorylation; T cell receptor signaling pathway; adaptive immune response
Molecular function (GO): ATP binding; protein binding; non-membrane spanning protein tyrosine kinase activity
Source: RefSeq, a predicted model, not a curated record
UCAAUCUCUCUCUGAACUGUUUCCAGGUCUUUGUCAGACCUGAAGAUUAUCAUCAGAUUAUGAAGACGAGAAGAAGAUGAUUCAUUCAAAUCACUCCAUCCACUCAGUGUUCUGCUGCUGCUGCUGUACCGUCCAGACCAGGGAGAUCAGCACCUGCACAGAGGUGGAGAGGAGCUCCCUGUGUUUCCAGAGCAGACGAUACCCAGGACGCGCCCGCCGCGCGGACAGGUCCAGGAGGAAGCUCCCUCCUCCUCCUCCUCCCCCAGAGGACGGCGGUGGCGAGGACUUGCUCACGGUCGUCGCCAUGUAUGACUUCAAAGCCCAGGAAGACACGGAUCUGACGCUCAAACAGGGGGACGAGUACGUCAUCCUACACAAACAGGACCAGCUGUGGUGGAAAGCGCAGGACAAACACGGGAACAGAGGCUUCAUCCCCAGUAACUACGUGACGGAGAAGAACCGAAUCGAGGCAAACCCGUGGUACUGCAAGAACAUCACCCGGACAGAAGCUGAGCAGCUGCUGAGACAAGAGGUAUCCGUCCGUCUGUCCACGUGUGUCUGUCUGUCCACAUGCCAACUGAGUUUGUUUGUGUUCACUCUCCAGGGCAAAGAAGGAGGGUUUGUGGUGCGAGAGUCGAGUCAGCGGGGAGUUUACACCGUGUCUGUUUACACCAAGAUGUUGAGUGCCGGCAGUGACGUAAGACAUUACCAGAUCAAAAUCAAUGACUCUGGAAAAUUCUUCCUGGCCGAAAAACACACGUUCAGCUCCAUAUCUGACGUCAUCCGCUACCACCAACACAACGCAGCAGGUCUGGUCACCAGGUUGCGUUAUGCAGUGGGACCAAUGGGAAGGUGUUUACCUGCCACAUCGGGAUUCAGCUCAGAGAAGUGGGAGAUCAACCCGAGUGAGCUGACCUUCAUGAAGGAGCUGGGCAGUGGUCAGUUCGGCGUGGUGCGACUGGGAAAGUGGCGGGCUCAGCACAAGGUGGCGAUCAAGGCCAUCAGAGCGGGAGCCAUGUGCGAGGACGACUUCAUCGAGGAGGCCAAGGUCAUGAUGAAACUGUGUCACCACAAGCUGGUGCAGCUCUACGGCGUCUGCCUGCAGCAGCGCCCCCUGCUGAUCGUGGCCGAGUUCAUGGAGAACGGCUGCCUGCUGAACUUCCUGCGGCAGCGGGUCAGGGCCCUGAAGGAGGCGUGGCUUCUGUCCAUGUGCCAGGACGUGUGCGAGGGCAUGGAGUACCUGGAGGCUCAGAGCUUCAUCCACAGAGACCUGGCGGCCAGGAACUGUCUCGUCAACGAGCACAACGUGGUGAAGGUCAGCGACUUUGGAAUGACCAGGUACGUCCUCGACAACCAGUACACGAGUUCCAGUGGAGCCAAGUUCCCCGUGAAGUGGUCUCCUCCCGAAGUUCUGCACUACAACAAGUACAGCAGCAGCUCUGAUGUCUGGUCCUACGGCGUGGUCAUGUGGGAGAUCUACUCGGAGGGUCGGACUCCAUUUGAGAACCGCUCAAACCUGGAGGUGGUCAACGACAUCACCAGAGGGAUCCGGCUGCACCGGCCGCACCGAGCCUCGCAGUCGCUGUACACCGUCAUGUACCGAUGCUGGCACGAGAAACCUCAUUGUCGGCCGUCGUUCUCCGAGCUGCUGGAGGAAAUCAGACAACGUGCAGAGAAUCCGGAUUAAUGCACAUAUUUUUUUAUAUUUUAAAAUGUUUUGAUGUUUGAUUUCUCAUCGUCCUUAUCCUAUAUGAUCCAAACACAAAAAAUAAAUACAUUUUAUAACCAUAAAAUGUUUUGUUAUACGCAGAGAAACAUUAAAAUAAAU